AUGCUUAUCAUGUUGGUGAUAAAGGUCAAUCCCCAUCUUCAAUCACCCAUGCGCUUCUUUCUGUCCCAUUUAUCCUUUGUUGAUAUCUGCUAUUCCUCCACCAUUGUCCCCAAGAUGCUGGAAAACUUCCUAACAGAGAAGAAAACCAUUUCUGCCAAUGGCUGCAUUAACCAAAUGUUCUUUAUUAUUUUGUCAUCUGGUGCUGAAAUUUUCACUUUUGCAGCUAUGGCUUAUGACCGAUAUGCUGCCAUAUGCGACCCACUGCAUUAUACAGAAACAAUGAAGAAACGACUCUGCCAACAGCUAGUGAUGGGUGCAUGGAUCAUUGGAUUUAUAGAUACUCUGGUAAAUAUUAUUCCUCUGCUAAAAUUGCACUUCUGUGGUCCCAGUGAAAUCAACCAUUUCACCUGUGAGCUCCCUUCACUCUUGGUAUUGUCCUGCACUGAGACCUUCAGCAAUGAAGUGGUGCUCCUUUCCUCCAUUGCAAUAUUUGGAUCCAGCUCCUUCCUGCUCACACUGGUCUCCUAUAUUCACAUAAUUGCCACCAUCUUGAGAAUACACUCCAUGGAGGGCAGGCGUAAAGCCUUCUCCACCUGCAGCUCCCACCUUCUCAUCGUCAUUUUAUACUUUGGGACAGGUUCCUUUCGAUAUAUUAACCUCACUAGUAAGCAGCUUCAAGAAAAGAACUUAAACAUACAUUUUGCUAUUCAAAAACUGAAGCAAACUAAAACUAUUCUGGAGGAAUUCAGAAGUGAUGAAGGGUUCGAAAGAACACUGGGAUAUUCUCUAAAGCUUGCUGAAGAAAUAGACUUUCUGGCAGAAUUUGAACCAGAACCAGUUUGCAUUCGGCAAAAGAAACACCAGUUUUCAUAUGAAGGAUGA
Messenger RNA from Gopherus evgoodei (Goodes thornscrub tortoise), 882 nucleotides. RefSeq names its product olfactory receptor 1440-like. NCBI's taxonomy places the organism in Eukaryota, Metazoa, Chordata, Testudines, Testudinidae. The transcript is spliced from 2 exons. Gene Ontology annotation, molecular function: olfactory receptor activity. Gene Ontology annotation, cellular component: membrane. Gene Ontology annotation, biological process: G protein-coupled receptor signaling pathway. The record is from RefSeq and is a predicted model, not a curated record. The coding region runs from base 1 to 882 and encodes 293 amino acids.